Molecule: messenger RNA, 3255 nt
Organism: Stylonychia lemnae
Lineage: Eukaryota; Ciliophora; Spirotrichea; Sporadotrichida; Oxytrichidae
Source: the annotation of a GenBank genome assembly
AUGCGCAGUUCACCUAACCAGGUCAGUUAGCCAAAGAAAACUCAUACCCUUAGUAUAGCAAAAAUUAAAGUAUUAGCUUGUUUGUUGACCAAUUUAGGUGCUCAAUUAAACGUUAAUGCUCAAGCUAAUUAAUCCUAAUUCUCUCAGAUGGCCCCUGGGGGUGUCGACUUCAAUCAGUUCCAACGCCAACCAUUUGGAGUUAAUAGCAAUGCUAUGCAGCAGCACAACUUACAGAGCCCUAAUGAAUAGUCUAAUUUCCAAAGAGGACUCCCAGGACACUCCCAACUUCCUUUCAAAUCCAAUCAAAUAUUCACGUAGAAUAAUCCUUCAAACCAAUAACAAUUCAUGAGCAGCAAGACUUCUCUUUCCCAAGGGUUUUUCAAUAGCUUUUAGUCUUAAUAACCACCUUAUAUGCCUCAAUAACAACCACCCAGCAACUUGAAUUUCCAUCCUGGAGCAGCAGCAGCAAAUAUGAUGGGAAACCCAGCUCCAUACAACAAUCUGAAUGAAAACUAAAUGCUUGCACCCUAAAACAACCAGCUGAGUCAGAAUGAAAACUUUCUGAAUUACUUCCAGAGCAUGAUUGGAAAUUAGAAUAAUAUCGCAAUCAUGAAUCAAAUGCAUCAUUAAUAGAUGUAUAACAUGUAAUAAUACUAAAUGCAAGGCACAGCCACUGGCCCAUCCAGACCUCACAAACAUUAAAAAAGGAACAAAAAUCCUAAAAAUGACUAUCAGUUCAACCCAAUGACUAAUCAUUUCAUAAAUGAGCUGAUAGGAUUCAAUCCAAAUGACUAUCAGCAAUUUGGAAAUGCUUAAGGGGCAAUGGACCAAUAGAUGCGCAGUUCAAGUAACAGCACUGAUAACUCAACAGAAGAACAGAGUUAGAAUUCAUCUUUCGAGCAGGAUUACCUGCUUACUAACGGCGGCCUGACGAAUGAAAGCCUUCAGAGUUUCAUUACAGAUUCUCCCUUCAGUUUCAGAAAUCCUAUCUUUUACUCUAUCCCUAGAGACCACACAACAAAUGCUAAGCAAGUAAACCCCAUAGUUUCAAAGCGCAGACUGUUCAAUGAUAAUGAGGAGGAACAAAAGCAAGCGCCUUAGACUCACCCUUAAGCUCGAAACUCAACAGUAAUCAUGAAUAACAAUGAUGUCCAGCUAAAUGCACAGCAAAAACAACAGUUCUUAAGAAUGCAAAGUCAGCAGGAACAAGUGAAGAGCGAUGUCCAACCUCCAAUUAAAAAUCAGCAAGAAGCAAUCAAGACAUUCUUCAGUAAGUCUAACUUCAUUCAAGGCAGUUAAGGACCCAACUAAAAUGGAGGUGCACCCACAGGAUUACCACCUAGACCUAAUUAGAUCCAACAUACUGAGACAACUUAAAAACUAUUUAGCUAAGUUCCAGGAUAGUUUAAGUCUAUAACUCCUAUGCCUAAACUUUAUGCCACAAGACAAUAGCAACCUGCUCCUCCCAAAAAGUUAGUAAUCACUGAAAAAAUGAGAGAAUAGCUGCAUUUAUUAAAGCAAGAAUUAGUUGAAACUCCGAUCUCGAGAAACAAGUACAAGAAUUUCCACCAGGAAUUCAAAGAUAUUGAGAAGAGGGGAUUCAGUGACUCUAUCAAGAUGGUAUUCGAGCGCAUCCUAGAGAUGCCAAAGAAAAUUCACUGGCGCAUCCUCAACGACUUAGCUGACUUCGCUAAGAGAGAAAGCAAGUUUGUUGAAGCAAAGAUUCUCUAUAAACUGAUCUGUAACAUCCAACCAUUUGCUCAUCAAGGAUGGCUUGACUACGCUAAGAUGGAGGAAGAGUGCGGUAACCAUGACCAGAUUGAGGAAAAGACUAAAAAUUAUGAUCAAGUCAGAAAACUCUUAGGAGCUUUGAAAGAUGUGCCUUUUGAGAAAUCAUUCAAGAUGAUUCUUGAAGGUGCAUAGUUUGAGGGUAGAAGUGGAAAUAAAGAGGGUGCAAGAAAAGCUUUCAAAUACUUACUGAAGCAAGGCUAAACAUACGGUCCUAUUUAUCUUGAAGCCUCAAAAUAUGAAGAGAGAGAAGGGGAACUUGAUAGAUCUAUUCAGAUAUGCGAGGAAGGUCUUAAGUAUAACAUUAAACAUGGCCCUUUAUGGUUUUAAUAUCUUAGACUCUAUGAAAAGUGUGGACUUGAUAGACCUACUCCUUUUGAAAACCUUGAUAAUAUAAUCAGACUAAUGUUUACGCACAUUCCAAAAGAACUCUCAUGGAAAGUAUACAUUGAAGCAGCUCAGACUUAUGAAAGAUUAGAUGAUAUUGAGGCAACAUUAGAUUUCCUUGAGUAAUCUUUAAUCACUUCUCAGUCACAACUGAAGUGGAAGGUAUGGUUGCUAGCAUCAAGAUUCGCUUACAGAUAAUAGAAAGUAGACUAGGCAAGAAAACUCAUAGAGAGAUGCUGCAUCUAAGUACCUCCUAAAUAAAUAUCUCUCGCUUUACUUGAAUAUGCCAAAUUCUUUGAGAUGGAAGGAUAAAUUCUGAGAGCAAGAUAGAUAAUGGCAAGUGCAAAGAAACUAGUAAGAGGCGAAUGGAAGAUCUGGUUUGAAGCAGUGAUGCUUGAAGUUAGAAACGGCUUUUUCCGAGAAGCUGAGGAUAUGGUAGUUACUUCACUUAAGGUUCAUAAUGCAACUGGAAGAUUAUGGGCAACUCUUAUUUAGUUAUAACAUGCUCGAUCUUAGACUAAAGAAGAGUUUGAUAAUACUUAUCGCACAUUUAUUAAAUCUCUACACGAGAUUCCUAAAUCUGGUGAAGUGUGGUGUGAAGGUGCUAGACUUCACAUGUCUCAACACACCAAUAAUUCGUACUACGAUUUGGCAAAGGCAAGGAAAUACCUUGAGUUCGCUAUUUAAUUCACACCAUAAUACGGAGAUUCUUUCCUUGAACUGAUGCGCUUGUAUCUGAUAACUGAAGAAAAGGAAAAAAUGGAGGAGCUAAAAUAAUACUGCAUCCACGCAGAGCCAAAUUAUGGCGUUCUAUGGUUCUACUUCAAAAACUCUAUCCUUGACAACGCAGUGUAAUCUAUUUACUUUAACCUAACAUUAUAUAGUGAUAUUUGGAAGAAUUCAAUCGACCAAAUGAGCUAAGAAAUGAAAGAGUCAAAUUUAGGCACAGAACCUCAGUGGAUGGGUUCUCAAAAGCUGAUCUAAAUUAUGAGGAGAGGAAUGAGAGACAGCUCCUUCGACGAGAAAGUUAAGAUAGUAUAUGGAUUCGAACAGGUGCUUCCCUAGAUCCCAUAUCUUUGA